AUGAACAAUCGACCAGCACAAGACCAGCUGCAACAAGCAGAACAAAGGAAUCUCGAAGCUCUAGGAAACAUCCUACGGGUUGCAAAAGAAACUGAAGAAAUCGGCAACGCAACCAGUAAAGAACUUUACAUACAAGAGCAGCAAAUUGAUAGAAUCGGCAACAAGUCGAAUACAAUAUCUUCAAAUCUCGAUAAAUCUGGAAAAAUCGUCAAAAGCAUGGGAAGCUUCAUGGGCAGAGUAAAAGGCUGGUUCUCUAAAAAUUCAAAAGAAAAGGAACCAGAAAUUCAAUACCCUAAUAAUGAACCAAUACCACAGCAAAAUAAUAGAAGUUUAAGAAAUCAAGAGCCAGUUCUGGUGGUUCAACCGAAAAAACAGGUGGGAUAUAAUGAAAAAGAAGAUGAGCUUCUUGAUGAAAUAAGCCAAUCCGUUGCAAAUACGUUAAUUUCCGCAAAUUCCAUUUCUGACGCCCUUGAUAGGCAGAAUAAGAAACUUGAUGUCAUACACGAGAUAUUCUAAUUGCCCGAGGAUGGCGCUAUCUUGCGCCAUCCUCGGGCAAUUUAAAAAAUGGCCCCACACCGGGAAUCGAACCCACGUGUGGGGCCAUUUUUGGUGCGUGGAAGUCGAUGUUCUCCACUAACCAAAAAUGGCCCCACACGUGGGUUCAAUUCCCCGGUGUGGGGGCCAUUUUUGAAUUGCCCGAGGAUGGUGCAAGAUAGCGCCAUCCUCGGACAAUUACUAUAACUGAUAGAAACAAUAAAAAACUGGAAAACCUGAAUGAAAAAACUUUAAUGCUUUUAAGAUAG
Molecule: messenger RNA, 803 nt
Organism: Blepharisma stoltei
Lineage: Eukaryota; Ciliophora; Heterotrichea; Heterotrichida; Blepharismidae
Source: the annotation of a GenBank genome assembly